This is a messenger RNA of Didymodactylos carnosus, 287 nucleotides long. Lineage: Eukaryota; Metazoa; Rotifera; Eurotatoria; Philodinida; Philodinidae. The record is from the annotation of a GenBank genome assembly.
AUGUUCAUACCUGUCACAGUAAUGAUGGAACUAACUACACUCGUCGUAGCUUGCGUUGAAGAUGAAAUAUUAGCUACCACUAACGUUGAAGUUGGUGAUAGUACAGUUGAAGAAAUAUUUGAAGCUAAUGAACCAUUUGUAUUUGUAUCAUUUAGACCUGCAAAAAUGGAAGAGAAAAAAGAAAUUAGGUCACCAUCUAGGUCACCAUCUAGGUCACCAUCUAGGUCACCAUCUAGGUCACCAUCUAGGUUAGGUAAGGAUCGAUUGCGAAUUCUCUGUUAUUUUCU